AUGGAGUCGUGGAACCCGUCUCGGGAUGAUGGAGAGAACAACAAAGGAACAAUGCAUCUGACGAAGUACAGAGAAGUCGAUAAGACCACGCACGUCCCUUAUAACUCUCUACGCGCCGCCUGGCCGCCUCACCGGCUCUCAUUCACUCUGGAAAAAAAUGCUAGACUCCAUCGUCUAGCGCAAUCGAAGCCGGCGAAAAAAAAUGGAGAUGCAGGCGUCUUGAUGGGCGCAGCACCAAUGACAGCGCAGUCAAAGGUCAGCGUCCGCGAUCAGGCCGAACGCUACGACUCCGUUGGAAAGAAGCAAAGACGAAUGAGACGCCGACGGGCAGCCGUUGCGAGCAGGCGACGACAAAUCCAGCCCGCGCGAUUGGUGAACUCGAUGCUGCUGACCUUUGCCGCGUUUCUGGUUGGCUGCAAUGGGCGAUCGCCCCGGGAUGGCUCCACUUGGCUGCGUCACCUUCCAAGAUCCGCUCACCAGGCCGGCUGA
Messenger RNA from Penicillium argentinense, 489 nucleotides. RefSeq lists its product as uncharacterized. Bases 1 to 489 code for a protein of 162 amino acids. Lineage: Eukaryota; Fungi; Ascomycota; Eurotiomycetes; Eurotiales; Aspergillaceae. The record is from RefSeq and is a predicted model, not a curated record. The transcript has 2 exons.